UUCUAAAAGAACUGGAGUGACAAAGAAAAAUGGGAACAGAAUGAGGUGUAUAAGCUAAAAGAAAAAUGAAAAUCUGCAUGGCAACAACUGUGGGGUCGUCGCUACUUUGCUCGACCACACCCGCCCGCCCUUGUCUCGGUCGCCUGGGUAUGACAGGCGCGCAGAUCCUAGCUGCCAGACAUAUGACGUUUCGCAACUGCUCGAACUCGCCAACGCAUGCGCCGUCGUUGCGCGCCGUUGUUGUGGCGCCCUCGUGCGGCUCUGAAUGCAGUUGGUAUCGGUUUCACCUCAGCCCCUUGUGUGGUGUUGGCUGUGACUCCGCCUGCGGGGAAAAUCAACACUCGCUCCUCGCGGACCUCCGCCUCCCUCACACGCGCGCAUAACAUCCGCGGCUCGCGGACCCCGCACAUACGAGCGUGCGUGCAAAGGCUCGCACGAAAUCGACGGCAUGGGAGGCAGCCUGCUGCCGCAGCUGCUUGCCCAUGAUCUGCCCUGCGGGGGGGCUCGCGGCUGGCGCUGUCGCGUCCCCAUGUGCAUACUGCCUUGACGUGUCGCGGAUACCAAGCGCAAAUGCGGAUAAAGAGGGCGGAUAGCUGUAGCUAGCGCUUCGCCCAUAUCAGCCGCUUUAUCGAGUCUCGUCGAGGGUGGAAAUUAACUCGUAACCACCCACCCAAGCCGAUGGCUUAACUCGCAAGCAACCAGAUGGCGUUACGUUUCUGGGAGAUCCGGGAUCCGGGGACGAGCGGGGGGUGGGCGGGCGACGCGGACAGGCCAACCAGGCCAACUUCCCAUCCACCCGGCCGGGUGGAUGGGAAGUUGGCCUGCAACUUCUGGUGGGAGGUUUGUUACCCCACUCUAUAAGCUAAAAUAAGAAUGAAAAUCUGCAUGGCAACAACUGUGGGGUCGUCGUGGGGACGUUUUUACACAGGAUGCGUGGGAGUGGGCGGCGCUGCUGCAGUGAGUACUUCUAAGAAUGCCAAGAACGCUCCUAACCACGAGGGAGGUCCGCCGGCCGUUCGCGGGAGUAAGGAAGAUACUAGCAGUGCUGGCGCCUCUUCUUCUUCGGCUUUUCCAGGGUUGAGUUCAUACUCACAGCAGCAGAAAUUCGAUUCUGCCGAAGUAGAUCCUGUCGCGCCUGAAGUUGAUGUACUACACGGCAUGAAGAUCAUCAGGAGCCCUAGUGCACUUCCGGAAGGUAUGCAAGAAAAAAGUGUGUAAGUGUAAGUCUGUGAUGCAGAAAAUGCAAAACAGUUACACUUGUCAUGCUGGACAUGCAUCAGAAGCUCUUUUUGUACGUGUUUUUACGUACUAGCCGCGCAUAACAGGAGGCUCUCUCUGUCAUGCAGAGAAAACUGAUGCUAUUCCACCGAGAAAGUGACACUAACACAGUUUUUUUCUUGGAUAGAAGGGAGCAGAGGGAUAUUGACCCGCCCCCCACCAUAUCAUGUGCAAAAAUGUCGGGGUCUGGAAGGUUGCAGCUUGUGAUGCUGUCUUUGGAUUCCAAAAGAAUCUGUAUUGCAUGACUAGCAAAAGGCGUCCAGUUUAUUGUGCUACACGGGGAGAGCAUUUCUCAUGCGGAAUAAGCAUCAGAAAGCCUUCUAAAGAUCUGGGAUGCUAGGGCAUGCAUUACAGACAUCAUGGGUCAUGCAAAAUGAAAAUAUGCAAAAAUACGCCCCCUCCUCGGGGGGGGUAUAAAUUCGGGCGCAAUGACAAAAAGAGGCGGAACGCAGCGAGGAGAGUUGCCUCGCUGACGUUACCGACCCCAAAAAGAUCCGUAGCGUAGACGUGCGCACAUUGCGCGAGAGAUCCAGUAAGCGUAUUGGAUGUCCCCCCUCUAUUAGAUUGUCGUCAAGGAUAGUAGCCGAUAGCUUUACUGCAUUGCCGCCUUCGCGAUAUUUUUUAGCGGACCCCGCACAAGAUCCCUCAUGCGCUUCCCACUUAGUAAGAGUAACACUAUGACUAACAUUGCAAACACAUAGACUCCCCUCGCUUCGGCACACCUCAUCUGCCUAGUCGCCCCUAGGCAGGUGCAGGAAUUUUCUGUGUGGGCUUUUUCUGAUUAAUUAUUCCGACAGGGGCUGCGUCUUUUUUUUCUGCCUUGCCAGCAGAGUAUGUAUGAAAGGGGGGGGCUGACGGAAGUGGAGCGAGACCUUGGUGCUGGAGCAGGGGACAAGAGUGGAAAUGGUACAAACAAAACAAAAGCACCAAUAUACCCGCGCCAUCUGCUUAACUGUGUGAAUUAUUGUGUCGGCCCGGUCCUGUUUAGUCGCAGGUCGGUGUCCGUGAGAUCAGAAUUCACAUGUUAAGUAACGCACACCGGCUCCUAGAUAAAAAAAAAUGAUGAAUUUAUAUGCGAAUGGGGCCCAAUCAAAAAAAAAAAUAUGCAUGACAAACCUGGCGAUUUUCCAGACCCAGACAUUUUUGCAGUUGAUACGCCAUCGCACCGGCCGCCCGCCCUGGCAGCACAUGAUUACUCCACGUCCGCCUUUUCGCCGCCGGCGACUGCCGAGGAAUGGGAAAGGCUACAGAUGCUUCGCGGGUACCAAGAGUAUUGAACCGAUUCAGUUUGAAAUAGGCUCUUGCUUGUUGGUGCCGCUGGUACCGUGCCACUGCGCGCGGCACUAGCGACGCUCCUACAGGUUAUUUCAAGAAUAGUUCUACAUGAUCUUUUUGCUUGAUUGUAUAUUUUCUUACUACACGACCCGUUUACGGUUUUUUAUGUUGACGCGAAGAUAAGAAGCAAUUCACGAUUGUCACGUGACGAGUACUAGUUGUAAGGUUAUAAUUACUGAAAAAAAAAACAUUGUUCUUGUACUUCACUUCAAUUUUGUGAUGCGCAACAUCCAAAGUGAUUGCAGCUGUGAUGCUGGGCAUAAUGCAUUGACAUUGUGCUGCGUCAAGCCAUUGCACAUUUUUGUAGGCCGAUGUUGAAAAAUAAAGAAGAACAAGUUAUUUUAUUCCAGCAUUACAACGAUACUGGUCGCAAUUCCGAUUAUUUUUCCCCUCGGUCGUUCUCUGG
This is a messenger RNA of Amoebophrya sp. A120, 3019 nucleotides long. The record is from the annotation of a GenBank genome assembly. Lineage: Eukaryota; Dinophyceae; Syndiniales; Amoebophryaceae.